CAGGACCGCAACGAGUUCUUCUUCGACCGCCACGCACAGGCCUUUUUAUUCAUCAUGCUCUACGUGCGCUCCGGGAAACUUCGCUUCGUGCCCGGGAUCUGCGAGCUGUCCUUCUACACAGAGAUGCUGUACUGGGGACUGGAGAGCGCGCACUUGGACUUUUGCUGUCAGAAACGUCUGGACGACCGCAUGUCCGAGAUCGGCCUGGACACCGACUGUCUCUCCGAGAGUGACUUCCGACUCUCAUCGGGAGAGGAUUCCCAGACCGGCGCCGAGACAGCGGAACCCAAGACGGUCCUCUCGGGUCGUGCCAAGUGGUUGGAGAGGAUGCGCCAGGCGAUCGAGGACCCCAACUCCUCCCUCCCCGCGCAGAUCCUGGCCACGGUAUCUGUGAUUUUUGUCAUCACCUCCAUGGUCAUGCUGUGCCUGAGCACGCUGCCGGACUGGGACACAGCCAAGCGCAACAUGGUUGAGGAGCACAGGGUCGUGGAGGCCGUGUGCAUCAGCUGGUUCACCGCAGAGUGCCUGCUGCGCUUCCUGGUGGCCAGGAACAAGUGGGAGUUCCUGCGGCGCCCGUUGAACAUCAUCGACGUGGUGGCCAUCUCCCCGUACUACAUCACCAUGGUGCUGGCGGGGGCGGGGCUCCCCGGCGGCGGGCUCGGGGUGGCGGGCGUGGCCCUGCGCGUGCUGCGGAUGAUGCGGGUGUUCUGGCUCAUGAAGCUGGCCCGCCACUUCCUGGGCCUGCAGACGCUGGGGCUAACGCUGCGCCGCUGCUACCGCGAGAUGGUCAUGCUGCUGGUGUUUGUGGCGGUCGCCAUGGCGAUCUACAGCGCCCUGGCCCAGCUCCUGGAGCACGGGCUGGACCUGGGCGUGCGCAACCCCGACUACGCCAGCAUCCCGGCGGCCGCCUGGUGGGUCAUCAUCUCCAUGACGACGGUGGGCUACGGCGACGUGUACCCGGUGACGGUGGGGGGCCGGGUGUUGGGGGGCGUGUGCGUGGUGAGCGGGAUCGUGCUCCUGGCCCUGCCCAUCACCUUCAUAUACCACAGCUUUGUUCAGUGCUACCACGAACUCCAGAUGCGCUCUGCCAGGCACGCACGCAGCAUAUCGGCGGCAGAGUUACUGCGAUAACCCAUGAAUAUCAGAGAUUUACACAGAUGGCUUCUGGUGUGUGUGUGUGUGACCCCAUCCCCCACUCCCUACCCCACCCCACUCCCCCUGAAUCAACUACCACCCACCCCCCCCCCUUAACCAACACAGAAAAUAAAGACCUGAACAGACCAGCAAAUCAUUACAGAUGAAUUCACCCCAGAUAGCACUAUCUGAUCUGUGUGCGCUGCACUGUUUCCCAUCUCUGAGUUACAACUGAUUCUGUUUGUUCUCUUGCUCUUCGUUAUGUGUAUGACGAAGUAUCAAUAAUUGAACCCAUACACACACACACACUGGGCUCUCAGCUCAGCUGAUGAAUGGAUACCAAUGCACAAAUAAGGAUUCACAGAUAGGUACACACAGCCUCAGUGGAACCGGUUAUUGGGUUGUAUUUUUCCUAAUGCCCACUGUUUACUUUGUAUUCCCAUGGCUACACUUUUGGCAGCCAUGUCUCUCUGUUUCUUUCCCUGCAGUUUGUGUGUGAACCGGCCUGCCUGCCCAUCUGUCUGUCUGUCUGCUGGUCUAUCUCUUUGUCUGUCUAUCUGACUCCCUGGUUUUAUUCCGUCCACAGAGAUAUUGCGUUCAGAGUUUUCAGGUAACAGUUUAUCGUAAGAUUGACGGAUAACCCAGAUGCAUUCUCUUUAACUUGUAAAAUUCAGACAGAAAUUGAAAAUACACGUGUAUGUGUGUGCACGUGUGAAGAUGUUGAAAAGGUGACUGGAAGAAUCAGGUGAUAUGUAGGCCAGGGCUAAUGGAAUAUAAAGCUAGGUGAGAGCGGACAAGCAGGUGUGAAAAGACAAAUGGAAUGAAACUGCAUGGUGGCGAAAAUGAGAAGACAAAGUGGGAGACGAGAAAUGAAGAAGAAGCGUUUCUUUUGAUACAAAGAUACAAGAGGACGUGUAGAGAAAGAGUAGCCUUGGCUGUCCAUUAUGAUGUGGGGAGACCCCCUUUCGUGAGUGUAAAUUGAAUUUGAAGCCUUUCAGUAUUUCUUUGUUGUCAAGGCAACCCAUUUCCAUGACAUGUCAAUCAGCCCCUGUAAUUGAUCUGUUUGUUCACAGCGAGGCAUAAGCAACACCCCUGCCAUUGGUCAUGCAUGAACACCGCCUUCAGGCGGUGACUGAAUAUUUGGUCCGAUAAUCAUUUGCAUGUAAUUGCUAAAAAAAAAUAUAAAACUUGCAUACACGCCAAUUUACAGUUGUAGACACACACACGCACACACGAGCACACACACACACACAUGCGCAAGCAUUCACAAAGACACACACACACACACACACACACACACACACACACACACACACACACACACACA
Messenger RNA from Gadus macrocephalus (Pacific cod), 2461 nucleotides. It is a transcript of the gene kcng3, whose product is annotated as potassium voltage-gated channel, subfamily G, member 3. Gene Ontology annotation, biological process: protein homooligomerization; potassium ion transmembrane transport. Gene Ontology annotation, molecular function: delayed rectifier potassium channel activity. Gene Ontology annotation, cellular component: voltage-gated potassium channel complex; membrane. The transcript is spliced from 2 exons. The annotation marks the transcript as partial. NCBI's taxonomy places the organism in Eukaryota, Metazoa, Chordata, Actinopteri, Gadiformes, Gadidae. The record is from RefSeq and is a predicted model, not a curated record.